Molecule: messenger RNA, 1737 nt
Organism: Closterium sp. Naga37s-1
Lineage: Eukaryota; Viridiplantae; Streptophyta; Zygnematophyceae; Desmidiales; Closteriaceae
Source: the annotation of a GenBank genome assembly
AUGGCGUCGGCAUUGUCAAGCCUCGUGUCGCAUACGAACCUUCGCUCGCUCCUCAUCUUCGCGCUCUUCGCAUGCUUCGCCUUCCUCUCCGUGGAGAUUGGUUACAAUUUCCGUUACACCGCCACCGACGCGCACGUUGCAGCGCACUCCGCGGCGUCCCUGUUGCUCCCGCGGUACCACCAGCAGGCGGCGCAACCGCGGCCAGGGGAGAGCGCGGAGGAGGUGCUGGGGAAGCUGCGCGCGGAGAUCGAGAAGCAGCAGCUGCGCACGGCUAAGCGCCAGCUCUUUCGCGACGAGGUGCGCACGCUUAUGGACGAAAUCGCGCGGCUUAAAGCGAAUCACUCGGGCCCAAUCAAAGCCGAGGAUCUCAAAACCUUCUCUGACGUCAGCAACAACACCGGGGGAGGAGGGGGAGGAGGGGAAAUCAGUGGUUCUGAUUCCGAUGCUGCUGCUGCGGCAGAGCUGGCGAAAUGCGAGGCAUCUUUGCAAGAGUGCAGAGAGAGUCUAGGGCAGGCUGGCGGAGCAGCGGGGACGGGAGGGGAGGCCGGGACUAACGGUGCUGCUGCUGCAACCACUGGUGAUGCGGCAACGACCGGUGCAGUGACCGGGUCUGGUGGUGCUGAGCCUGCUGCGGUUGUGGCGAUGAGUGAGAGUGAGAUGCUGGCAGCGCUGCAGACACAGUGCGAGCAGCAGCAGAUUCUGAACGAGAGGCUGCAGCAGGAGAGAGAGAGGCUGGCAGCUGCAGCUGCCCGGAAAGCAAUCGAAGAGUGCGGCCGGGCAGCUGAACCAGCGCGGGAGAGCGCCAUUGGCGGCGGGUACAGCAGCGGGCAGCUUUCGGCUGCCCGGAUUCGUGCCACGUCGUGCAGUGCGACAGACGAGGAGCUGCUGAAAUACCUGAACUACUCUCCAAAGAAACCCUGUCCAGAUGACUGGUACUUUGUCCAGCACCUCAUCUUCGUCCGCAACUGCUUCUGCCUGCCGCGCCGCCGCUGCUUCGCCGCAGCACCCCCCGAUUACCAAGAGCCAAGCAUCCCGUUCCCCCAGUCUGUGUUCAAUCCGCGGGCCCUGCUGGAUGCGAACGUGCGGUGGGACCUGCACCGCUGCAAGUCAUACGGAUGCAUUAACUCGCGGCUGCUUGGGGAUUGCCGCGACUGCUUUAACCUCACACUGGAGGCGAAGCGGUGGAAGAAUAACUAUCGCGGGGCGGUGACUCUAGCAGAGGUGAUGAAGCUGAAGCCGCCAGGGUCGAUCAGGAUUGGCUUGGAUGCCGGUGGGGGUACAGGCAGCUUUGCAGCGGCGCUUGCGCUGUACAAUGUGACAAUAUUGACCACGGCUAUGAACACGGAGACGGUGCAAGAAGUGGAAAUGGGGUUGCCUUAUAUGGAGACGAUUGCGCAGAGGGGUCUGGUGCCGCUGCACGUGCCGCACAAGGCCCGCCAGCCAUUCUUUGACAACACGCUGGAUUUGAUUCACACGGUGAACAGUAUCAAGUAUUUCUCCAUCCCAGAAUUUGAGGAGCUUCUGUUCGAGUGGGACCGGAUUCUAAGGCCUGGAGGGAUCUGGUGGUUUGAGCUGUUCUAUGCGCCGGUGUGGGAGAUGCCGCUGUACAUUGGGGUGAUUGAGCAGUUUGGGUAUGGUAAAAAGUAUUGGAACCUGACGCCGAAAACGGAUACAGCUGAGAGGGAGGGUGAGCAUGUGUACCUAAAUUGCGUGUUGGAGAAGCCUAGCCGGAGAUAA